This is a messenger RNA of Rubroshorea leprosula, 3746 nucleotides long. The record is from the annotation of a GenBank genome assembly. NCBI's taxonomy places the organism in Eukaryota, Viridiplantae, Streptophyta, Magnoliopsida, Malvales, Dipterocarpaceae.
AGUAUGCCAAACACUCACCGGCGUGGGGAUUGGGGAGUAGCAGUUGCAACAACAGAACAGUAGCAGUCGGAGUAGUGAAGAAGAAGGAAAAUCGAUAGUGGUUGUUGCCGUCUCUGCUCUUACAUAUUCUUACCGUCUGGUACUCUCUUCUUUUUAAACAAUCUAAUUCCUCGCCUCCACUUCAACCACCACCGCCACCGGCUACCACCGCAACAGUUCUUUUACUUAAAUCACGCGCUUGUUUUCACCUUCUUAAUCUUAAUCCUAGCUGAUUAGGCAAUGCGAUUGAGAUUAUUCUUCUUCUGGUUAACAACCGCUCUCCGUCUUUGAAUCUCUUCUGUUUCUCUUCUUCUUUCACUGCUUUCCGCCAUGGAAGCAUCGGAGAAUUGCUCCGUCAAGGUCGCCGUUCACAUUCGCCCCUUAAUUGGCGAUGAACGAGCUCAAGGUUGUAAAGAAUGUGUGACUGUUACACCUGGACAGCCUCAGGUACAAAUUGGCACACAUUCAUUCACAUUUGAUCAUGUCUAUGGAAAUGGUGGUUCCCCAUCAUCUUCCAUGUUUGAAGAAUGUGUUGUGCCCCUCGUUGAUGGGUUAUUCCAAGGAUAUAAUGCUACAGUCCUUGCUUAUGGUCAGACAGGAUCAGGGAAGACAUAUACCAUGGGGACUGGCUUCAAAGAUGGUUGUCAGACUGGAUUGAUUCCUCAAGUUAUGAAUGUGUUAUUCAUGAAAAUUGAAGAAUUAAAGCAUCUAGUAGAGUUCCAGCUUCGUGUUUCCUUCAUCGAGAUUCUGAAGGAAGAAGUAAGGGAUCUUCUGGAUUCUGUCCCCAUGGACAAAUCAGUGACUGCCAAUGGACAUGCUGGGAAAAGUACAGUUCCUGGAAGACCACCAAUACAAAUUCGUGAAUCAUCAAAUGGAGUUAUAACACUAGCAGGGUCAACUGAUAUUGCUGUCAGUACGCUACAAGAAAUGGCUGCAUGCUUGGAGCAAGGAUCAAUGAGCAGGGCAACAGGAAGCACAAACAUGAACAACCAGUCUAGUCGGUCCCAUGCCAUCUUCACGAUCACAUUAGAACAGAUGCGUAAAAUCCAUUCAGCUUCUAUUGUUAACAACUACACUCCAUAUGAGGAUAUGGGUGAAGAGUAUUUGUGUGCAAAGCUCCAUUUGGUUGAUCUUGCUGGAUCUGAACGAGCAAAACGAACUGGUUCUGAUGGUCUUCGUUUGAAAGAAGGUAUUCACAUCAAUAGGGGGCUCCUUGCACUUGGUAAUGUUAUCAGUGCCCUAGGGGAUGAGAAAAAGAGAAAAGAAGGUGCCCAUGUUCCUUACAGAGAUAGUAAACUGACUCGUCUUUUGCAGGAUUCACUUGGUGGAAACAGCAAAACUGUUAUGAUAGCUUGUAUCAGUCCUGCUGACAUCAAUGCAGAAGAAAGUCUGAACACUUUGAAAUAUGCUAAUCGAGCACGCAAUAUCCAGAAUAAGCCUGUUGUGAAUAGAGAUUUAAUGUCCAAUGAGAUGCAAAAAAUGCGACAGCAACUAGAGUAUUUACAAGCAGAACUUUGUGCUUGGGGAGGAGGGGCUACUUCAGAAGUACAGGUUCUCAAGGAAAGGAUAGCUUGGCUGGAGGCUACUAAUCAGCAACUUUGUCUAGAACUUCAUGAAUAUCGUAGCAGAUGUGCUGUUAUAGAGCAAUCUGAGACUGAUGUUCAAAGUGAGGAACCUAAAAGGGGCUUUCAGAGUAUAGACUCACCUGAUUUUCCUAUGGAUGAAGCCAUGUCAGCUGAAAAUUCUGGAGAAAUUGAUGAAGUAGCAAAAGAGUGGGAGCAUACACUUCGGCAGAAUACCAUGGGUAAAGAAUUGAAUGAGUUAAACAAAUGCCUGGAGCAGAAAGAGUCUGAGAUGAAACUUAUUGGAGGAGCUGAUACUGAAGCAUUAAAACAGCAUUUUGGGAAGAAAAUUUUGGAACUAGAAGAAGAGAAAAGAAUUGUCCAGCAAGAGAGGGAUUGUUUGUUAGCAGAACGGGAAAACCUUGCUGCUAAUUCUGAUGGACAAACUCUGAAAAUGAAAGAAGUCAAUGCACAAAAAUUAAAAGCACUUGAGGAACAGAUUUCAGAUCUUAAAAAGAAACAAGAAAGCCAUAUUGAGCUUUUGAAACAAAAGCAAAGAAGUGAUGAAGCAGCAAAACGAUUGCAAGAUGAAAUACAGUACAUCAAGGCUCAAAAAGUUCAGUUGCAGAAUAAGAUAAAACAAGAAGCUGAACAAUUUCGACAAUGGAAGGCCUCUCGUGAGAAGGAAUUGUUGCAGCUCAAGAAAGAGGGAAGGAGAAAUGAAUAUGAAAGACAUAAACUUGAAGCCCUGAAUCAACGACAAAAAAUGGUUCUUCAAAGGAAGACUGAAGAAGCUGCAGUGGCUACCAAAAGGCUGAAGGAAUUGUUGGAAGCCCGCAAGUCAAGUGCACGUGAAAAUAUAGUGAAUGCCAAUGGACAUACACCGAGUGGACGGAGCAAUGAAAAAUCGCUGCAAAAGUGGCUUGUUAAUGAGCUAGAAGUCAUGGUUAAUGUGCAUGAAGUUCGUUAUGAAUACAAGAAACAAAGCCAAGUGAGAGCUGCUUUGUCAGAGGAGUUAACCAUGUUGAAACAAGUGGAUCAGUUGUCUUCCAAUGGUCAGAGUCCUCAGAGAUUAAGGAAUGGACAUUCCAGAUUGUUAUCUAUGUCGCCACAUGCAAGAAUGGAAAGAAUAGCUUCCCUUGAGAACAUGCUGAACAUGUCUUCAAAUGCCCUCAUGGCAAUGGCUUCACAACUUUCAGAUGCAGAAGAAAGGGAGCGCACUUUAGUUGGCAGAGGGAGGUGGAGUCAAGUGCGGUCUAUGGCAGACGCCAAGAACUUACUUCAAUAUGUGUUUAAUGCUGCUGCAGAAGCGAGGCGCCAGUUGUGGGAAAAAGACAUGGGACUUAACGAAUUACAAGAACAAUUGAAUGAGCUCAAAGCUCUUCUAUGGCAAAGUGAGUCCAAGAGAAAGGAGCUUGUGAUGGAGCAAAACAUGAAGGAACAAGCUGUAGCAAUUGCCUUGGCUACAGCAGCUUCGGGGCACUCGCGCAGUUCAUCCAAACACAUGGCAGAUGAUUUGAGCAGCCCUCUUUCUCCAAUUUCACUUCCAGCCCCAAAGCAACUUAAAUUUACACCUGAGGUUGUUAGCGGAUCAAUUGGAGAGGCAGCAGUUGUAGAUCAGAAAAGAAAGAUGGCACCAGUUGGACAGUUGUCAAUGAAGAAAUUGGCCACCGUAGGACAAACUGGAAAGCUCUGGAGGUGGAAGAGAAGUCAUCAUCAGUGGCUUCUUCAGUUCAAGUGGAAGUGGCAGAAGCCAUGGAAACUCUCAGAAUGGAUAAAACACAAUGAUGAGACAAUCAUGAGAUCCAGACCUCGUGCACAGGCUUUGGUCGAAACAAUAUGACAUCCUCAUACAUUCACUGACUUUUUUCAUACUGACUCCUGCAUAUACACCUUGACUAGCAUCUAUUGUCUGACACGUGGCUUGACUGAGUACAUGGAUGCAGGUAAUUCCCUUUCACUCUAAUUAAUUUUAUCUAUUUGCCUAGUUUCUGUGACAAUAAAAGGAAGGCUGAAACUCUCUGGUGUUAACUCGGACUGAUUUCAUAGAAACCGGGGACAUUAUCAUCACCAUUUUUUAUCUUUUCUGUUGGUUCCUGUUGCAAGUAUUUCUAGUGAACAUUUAAAUAAAAAUUAUUUACCAUU